Lactuca saligna is the source of this 2405-nucleotide messenger RNA. NCBI's taxonomy places the organism in Eukaryota, Viridiplantae, Streptophyta, Magnoliopsida, Asterales, Asteraceae. The record is from the annotation of a GenBank genome assembly.
AUAAAAUUUGUCUUUAUAACGAAUAAUUAAAUAAAAAAUAAAAAAGAUCCGAUUUAGGAAUAUAAAUACAGCUGUCAAAAAAUUGGUAAGAGUAGAUUUAUCUGUAGUUGCCUCUAGCAAAGGGAAAUCUAGAACAAAAAUUGUCAGAUACGAAUACGUAGGAGGAGUUGUGGGAUGAAAUAUGAAUGAAUCAAUGGCUUCCGUGUAAUCGUAAGCGAAACCCAACUCAUACGCACACUCUCUCUUCCUUCCUUUAAAUCCUUCUUUCAUCUAUGGGCCAUCCACCGAAUCCCCUACCCUUUUGAAUUUUUUUCUCUCUAUCUCUCCAUCUCCAAUUUCACCUCCAACCGCCUCUCUUUUCAUCGGAAUAUACCUUUCGAGUUUCAUCCACCGUCGAAAAAAUGUUCAUGAUUCAUUUCAUCUCAGCUUCUUACACUGAAAAAUUAUUGCUCACAGUUGAGAAUUAGUCAUAAGAUAUGGGGCAUCGGCAUCUUUUCAGCCCAUCAUACAUGCUUGAAACUGAGAAUGAUCAAAGCUGGAACUUAACAGAGCAUCCAUACAUGCAUACUGCAAGAAAUGUGACUAGUGAAAGCACUUCUCUCAUAUAUCCAGAUAACAUGUCAAUUGAUGGAGCACAAUACACUCACUAUUAUAGAAAUCAAGCAUCUUCAUCAAAUUACAAUGGGACAAACAAUCCUUUCAAUGAAGAUUUAUUCAAUGCAAGAGGUCAUUAUAAACGCAAAAGCCCUGGUGUUCCAGAUACAAACAAUGGAAGUUCUUCUGAUGUCACAAUGCUCACUGAACCAUGGCAAGAAACUCCAAGCAUAAACUUUCUUCAUGCCCCUUGGGAUUAUAAUAAUAACACAACAAACCCUGAUCAUCGAAUCAAUGGCAAUAAUAGUCUUUCGAUUGGUGAAAGCUCUAGAAAUGUGAGGAGUAGGGGGAUGUUUGACUUGGAAGCAAACUCCUCAAGAACACAUUUGACCAGUAAUUUGUCACGUGACUAUUUUACAACCAGUAGGCCCAUGGAUGUUUCAGCUCCGAUGGAUCUAAACGGGUUGACCCGGGAUUGGAAUCCAACUGUUCAUGAAAGCAGUUCUCUCAAUUGUGAAUUGAACCCUUUUCUUGAAGGAAACAGUAACCCUAGUUCUUCAUUAGACAUUUCACAACAACAACAACAACAACAACAAAACAACAACAACAGUCUUGUUACAAGAAACAAUCAUGUUCUUGAAAAUUUUCAGAGCACAUCAUCUGUUAGAGGAAUUCGAAGCAACUAUAGUCAAAGGCCUGGGUCAACUUUCAGGGUGUCUUCUACUUCUAGCAACUUGCGAUUAGGGCAUAAUACAGAUGAAGGGUUACAAUUAGCCACAAGUAAUUAUUCUUCAAGAAAUUUAAGACCUUCUUCUUCUUCUUUCUCUUCUUCUACUUCUUCUUCUUCUUCCACCAUUGGGUGGCAUAGUAGUAAUAACGACAGGAGUGGAAGGGCAAGAUUGUCAAAUGAAAGAUAUCGCUCUUUUUCUGGGGUCAAUUUCCAUGAUCGACCACAACCAGAGGGUCUUGUGAUUGUGGAUCGAUCGGGUUUUUAUGGAUCAAGAAAUCCAUUUGAUCAACAUCGGGACAUGAGACUUGACAUAGAUGACAUGAGCUAUGAGGAGCUUCUUGCACUUGGGGAAAGAAUCGGAAGUGUAGCCACUGGUCUCCCUGAUCAUCUUAUCUCAAAAUGCAUUCAAGAAUCAAUCUACUGUUCUUCAGAUCAAAUACAAGAUGAAGCCACCUGUGUCAUUUGCCUUGAAGAGUAUGCGAAUAUGGAUGAUAUUGGGAUGUUAAAAGCUUGUGGGCAUGAUUUUCAUGUUGGGUGUAUCAAGAAAUGGUUGUCCAUGAAGAACGUGUGUCCCAUUUGCAAAGGGGAACCUGUGAAACAGAAAUGAAAAUAAAAUUAUUAUUGUAAAUAGAUUUGUAAAAUGGUGGGAUUCUGAUUUUUAAAUCUUAAUAAUGUGGUCAACAUUCUGCAUUUAUGACAAUCAUGAUGCUGUUUGUGUCCUUGGUUAUUUGUAUGUGUAUAUAUUUAUAUAUUUUAAAUCGUAUUACAAGUUAUAUCGAAUUAAGAAUGGUUUUUUAAUUGUUAUGUGUGACAGGAUACGAGAGAAGAUGUAAGUCAAAGGGAUGUGGGAGUACUAGAAAGUCGUAAGGAAAAGGUUGAAAUUUAGGUAUGAUGCUUGAUAAAAUUUAGGGUUGGUGUAGUUUGACAAAAUAUGAAAGAAUAAAGUUAAUGCAACCUUUUAGCACAAUGUGAAAGGUAUAUUGUGAAGUUAGUUGGAUAGAAAGUAAAGCUAAAGAUAAAUUGACAUUAAGAAAUUAAUCUUUGGGAGGUUUAGAUUAAGAGAUAUUUUUGGAAAAUAAAG